AUGGCCCUCGUGGAUGCCGUGGCCGUGGUCGUGGUCGCGAGGAGGGGAGAGCGGGACGGGCAGAGCGAGGAGAGGGAAAAGGGGAAGGAGGGAGAGCAGGACGCGGAGGGCGGGGAGGGGGGGAGGGAGAGCGAGGAGCGGAAAAACGGAGGGGCAGAGCAGGACGGGGGCGGGUGGAGGAAAGAGAGCGGCGGAGGCAGCAGAGGCAGGGAAAGAACCAACGAGCAGUCAUCGCCGCAGAGGGCGAUCCAAAGAUGGGCGACAGGCACCCGCGAGCACGAUGGGCCUUCGGAAAGGGGACCUAGGGACAAAUCCAGCAAAAGGAGG
Prorocentrum cordatum is the source of this 327-nucleotide messenger RNA. The record is from the annotation of a GenBank genome assembly. NCBI's taxonomy places the organism in Eukaryota, Dinophyceae, Prorocentrales, Prorocentraceae.